AACCCCCAAUAGAUGUCGUCAAACAUCCAUUCUCUAAUCGAUUCAAUACGGUCAGUUAUACCCAUAUAGGCUAUAUAUUAUCAUUAUUCGAUCCGUGUAAAUCAAUAUAUUACUAUUACAACUGAAUUCACAGUUUUAAUAAAUAAUACUAUUAAUAGUAAAUAAUAAGAGUACCAAUAUAUUUUAUAUUCAUAUUGUACUGCUACAAUUAUGGUUCAAUUCAAUAAUGUUCCGGUAGUAGGCCGUAAUGGAUAUAUUGAAGCUGAUACUGCAUUCCAUAACGACAUUUCUCCUGUAAAAGUAGACCUUGUCUUUGGAACUUUUAGAUUAGAAGAUACUAGUCAAUAUUUAUUACCCGUGGUUAAGAGAGCAGAAAACAUGGUAGUAAAUGACACUUCGAGUCAUGAUUACUUAUCACCUGCCGGAAUUGAAGGUUUUACAAAAUCAGCAAGCCGUUUAUUGUUAGGUGAUAUUGAUCCACUAUGGCAAGAAGGAAAGAUAUUUGGGGUUCAAUCUAUUGGUGGAGCCGGAGCUUUGAAAAUUGGAGCUGAAUUCUUAUCGAGGCAUAUGAAUUGCACAACUGUUUAUUAUCCUGAUCCAUCAUAUGAAAUACAUGGAACCAUAUUUGCGUUUAGUGGAUUUCAAAAUACAUUUGAAUAUCGUUACUUGAAUAGGGAAACUAAAGCAAUUGAUUUUGAUGGACUUUGUGAUGAUAUUUCUAAUGCUUCUGUUGAUUCAGUCGUAUUAUUGCACGCAUGUGGUCAUAAUCCAACUGGUUUUGAUCUAACUAAAGAACAAUGGAGAAUCGUUGCUGAAAUUAUGAAAGAACGUAAAUUAAUACCGUUCUUCGACAUUGCGUAUCAAGGAAUGGCGUCUGGAGAUAUUGAAGAAGACGCCUGGCCGAUACGUUAUUUCCAUAGUGAAGGGUUCGAAUUUCUAUGUGCACAAUCAUUUUCCAAGACGUUCACUAUGUAUAAUGAACGAGUUGGCAACUUGAUGGUUGUACUGAAGUCUGGGUUUAACAGUGAUAGCCUCAAGAUCCACUUUGAGAGAAUCGUUAGAUGUCUUUACUCAAAUCCUCCAAACCACGGUGCUAAGACAGUUUUUCAAAUAUUAUCCAAUCCUGAAUUAUAUGAAGAAUGGUCAUGCAGUUUCAAAGCUAUGGUUGUUCGAAUCAUUGAAGUAAGAAAAGCUUUCCGAAAAGCUCUCGAGGAUGAAGGUGCUCCUGGAAAGUGGAACCAUAUAACAGAUCAAAAAGGGAUGUUUAUAUUAUUGCUAUUGACAGAUUGUCAAGUGGAAUACUUGAGAUAUUUCCAUCAUAUUUAUAUGGUAAAAGGUGGACGAAUAAAUGUUACUGGACUGAAUUUCACAAAUAUUAGUUAUGUUGCUAAAGCGAUUAAUGAUACAUUAAGGAAAAACAUAUAAAAUUAUACCAUGCACCUAUAGUACCUAUGUCACCAUCGACUUCACAAGCUACUGCGCCACGUACUAGGUAUUUUGUUAUAACUUAUUAUUUAUAUUUCUUUAAAAGUAUGUAUUGCUUGUUACAAUUUAUUAUGAUUU
Messenger RNA from Myzus persicae (green peach aphid), 1563 nucleotides. Its product is annotated as aspartate aminotransferase, cytoplasmic-like. Gene Ontology annotation, cellular component: cytosol. Lineage: Eukaryota; Metazoa; Arthropoda; Insecta; Hemiptera; Aphididae. Gene Ontology annotation, biological process: L-aspartate biosynthetic process. The transcript has 8 exons. Bases 211 to 1425 code for a protein of 404 amino acids. The record is from RefSeq and is a predicted model, not a curated record. Gene Ontology annotation, molecular function: pyridoxal phosphate binding; L-aspartate:2-oxoglutarate transaminase activity.